AUGAAAUCUCGCCUCGAAGCUUUGGGCCCCCUCAUUGUGCAGAUUUGUAAUAUCACCGGAACUCCUGGGGUUUCUCUUGGUGUUUUGCAUGAUGGCGAAAUUCUUCAUACCGCCAGUUACGGGUUUCAAGACGUCAAGCGCCAAGUUGAGCCUAAUGUUGACACGAGCUUUGUUGUCUGCUCCAUGACGAAGGCUAUUACAGCUUCAAUGAUCGGCAUGGUGAUUGACGAGGGGAAGCUAGACUUUUCAACCCAGCUAUAUCAAAUCUUCCCGGAAUACCAGCGAAAUGAUGCUCAGGCGAACAUCACGAUUGAAGAUCUCCUAAGCCACAGAACCGGCCUCGCAUCCUAUGAUGGUCUUUGGCUUAGCUCGGAUAACCAGAUCCUAUUAAACCGUUCGGAAGCGAUUCCGAUUUUGAACUAUUCACCAGCUGCUAGCGCCUUACGUACCGAGUUCAUCUAUAACAACAUCGCCUACGAAGUUCUUGGUCAGGUUCUUGAGAAAUCGACUGGUUCUACCUACUCAGAGCUACUUCAUAAGCGUAUUAUCGAGCCACUGGGUUUAAAUCGGACUUUUUACGCUGAGGAACCGUUCGAUAAUAACACUGCCAAAUCCUAUACUACAUUGGAGGACGGUUCCUUCUAUGAGGUUCCGCCGUGGGGUCAUGGCAAAAACUUACUAAUUGGAGCAGCGGGCGCAAUACGUAGCUCUAUCAGCGAUCUUUUGGUGCUGUAUAAGGCUCUGGUUAACGCCGCGAACUCUCAAGUAGUUCAAAGGUCAGUGUUAGGAGCCAAAAAUGUUUUUAAACAGACGCCACAGCUCUUACAGGGUAAGGUUGGAGUACCCAACCAAUCUCUGAGAGAAUACAGUUAUGCUUCAGGGUGGAUUCGGGCAGAACUCCCCGCCAUUGUUGAUUUAUUCGUCGAUUACGCGCCACCGCUUCUGGGUAGCGGAUCAGCCUCGCGCCUCAUGAUACAUCAUCAAGGAUACAUAGCCGGAAAUGUUGGUUAUAUUACGCUUUUUCCAGAAACAUCGACUGCGGUCGUCGUUUUAGGGAACUCUGCCGGAUUAACUGACACUAUGAGACUUCUAGGCCAAGUCAUUGUGGAGACUGUUCUAGGAAAUAAAGUCGAUGCGGAUACAUAUCUCAAUAUAGCUAUCGCUGCUAGUAAAAACACUAUUGAGUCUGUGAACACAGUACACAAAGAACUUUUAGCUGGUAAAACUAUCGACCAGCCCACGCGAGAUAUUACAGCGUAUACCGGCCGCUAUUAUAACGUCACUGAAAACUUCUUCAUCGACAUAAUUGCAAUAGAUGGGAGAAUUCAAGUAGCAUACAUGGGUUCCUCCAACGAUACAUUCGACUUAAUACCAUAUGAAUCCGACAGUUUCUUUUGGUGGUUGGAUUUCAAUGAGAGUGCAAAACGGGCAAGAUUACCAGGAUACCCUAAAGAAUACUUCAUUCUAAAGUUUGGCUGCCCGUCAACAUCUUCGUGGUUGAGGUCUCGUACCGACGUUGAGAUGGGCUGUUUAACUUGGAAGCAUGAGUUUCAGCUUGCGGGUCCGGGAGAAGUUUUUCGAAAGAAGGCCAGAAAGCCGUAUACCGAUGACUUUGGAGCCCUUGGUAUAUUCAAAGAAUUGAGAUGA
This is a messenger RNA of Trichoderma asperellum CBS 433.97, 1647 nucleotides long. RefSeq lists its product as uncharacterized. The record is from RefSeq and is a predicted model, not a curated record. NCBI's taxonomy places the organism in Eukaryota, Fungi, Ascomycota, Sordariomycetes, Hypocreales, Hypocreaceae.